UCUUUGCAGAUAAGGCCGAGGUAUUUCUCAAAAUGAAGACUGUCCUUGUAUUCAUCGCCCUGCUUGUGGCUGUUCAAAGCAACAAACUAGUUCCCAAAGCAAAGGGAGAUGUGAAAGUGCAAUGCUCCGAGACCAUUCAAGUUGGAAAUGCUUCAUACACAUUUUAUAAGUGUCCAAAGGAUUACUAUGGAGCUGUGGAAAUGUGCACAUCCAAGGAUAAAAAAAACAACUUGCUGUCUAUCCACUCCCAUGAAUUUCAUGUGAAAGUUAUUGAAAAACUGAAGCAUUACAAUAUAACUAGCUAUGAAAUCUGGAUUGGGGCCACAAAAGGCAAAUGGAGUAAUACUUAUUAUUGGACAGAUGGAAGCCAAAUGGACUAUCAGUACUGGGCCCGUGGUUCCCCUUCUCAUGGCUUUUUUUAUUCAGCUUGCGUGCUGAUGGAAACAAAAGAACCAGGAUACUGGCAUGAUGUGGACUGCUACAAGCGCAGACCUUUUGUCUGUGAAAGUAAACCAGGAAAAAGUCACUCAAGAUAAUGUGCAUCGGUCUCUGCUUUGUAUCACUUGCUUGAUUCAUUAUUAUUAACGUUGGGGUAGCUGACUCACUGGAGCUUAGAGGAUCUGAUCCAUUUUGCUGUAAAUGAUAUUUCUCACAUUGUUAUUAAAGAAGGACUGGUGUGUACUUAACUUGGAAGUGCAAAGUUUGUUAUUAGUUUGUUGUCUGUCUUAAACAGUAAGAAAUUGAUUCAAGGAAUUUAUGAAUCAAAAACAAACCAGCUUGCUCUUAAAAGUGAUGAUGGUUAUAAUUUUUAUUAACAGUCUCUUUUUCUGUCUCAGAAGAAAGGAUUUCUUAUGAGGUCACCGAUUUUGCUGAUUGUUUGCUUUGUUUUGCACAUUCUGACGAGGUUAUGUGCUAGAUAUUUUCAUUAUUCUGUAAUAAAGAGUGACCGAUACGUAACAAAACAUUACAAAAUACUUUGAAGCUGAUUGGAAAUAAUAAAAUAUGUUAUUGUGCAA
Protopterus annectens (West African lungfish) is the source of this 1016-nucleotide messenger RNA. RefSeq names its product proteoglycan 3-like. Gene Ontology annotation, molecular function: signaling receptor activity. Bases 33 to 536 code for a protein of 167 amino acids. The record is from RefSeq and is a predicted model, not a curated record. The transcript is spliced from 6 exons. Lineage: Eukaryota; Metazoa; Chordata; Ceratodontiformes; Protopteridae.